This is a messenger RNA of Vicia villosa (hairy vetch), 879 nucleotides long. RefSeq lists its product as uncharacterized. Lineage: Eukaryota; Viridiplantae; Streptophyta; Magnoliopsida; Fabales; Fabaceae. The transcript has a single exon. The coding region runs from base 1 to 879 and encodes 292 amino acids. The record is from RefSeq and is a predicted model, not a curated record. Gene Ontology annotation, molecular function: nucleic acid binding.
AUGGCAAUAUAUAAUGUUCUAUUGAGUAAGAGUGUUGAAGGAAAACUUAUGAGAGGGGUGAUUGAUAUGGUGGGAUCACAAUUUUCAGUUUCAAGAAGCACAAUUAAGCGCAUUUGGAGGCAAGGAAAAAAUAGUGGUAGCCAUGUUGAUGUGUCCCAUAAGUUAACAAAAAAUUGUGGUCGUAAGAGAAUUCAAGUUGGUUUUAAUCGAAUUCAUGAUAUUUCUUUGCGUCAAAGGACAUCUAUUAGAUCUAUUUCUUCUGCAAUGAAUAUGAGUAAGAGCACUUUGCAUAGAUAUUUAAAGUUGGGAGUUAUACGAAAGCAUUCAAAUGCUAUAAAACCUUUUUUGAAGGAAGAAAACAAAAGAGCUAGAUUACAAUUUUGUAUAUCAAUGCUUGAUGGUACAAGUUUGCCACAUGGACCAACUUUUUCAACAAUGUAUAACAUUGUUCAUAUAGAUGAGAAGUGGUUUUAUAUGACAAAAAGUUCUGAGAAUUAUUAUUUGCUACGAGAUGAAGAAGAACCAAUACGCAUUUGUAAAAGUAAAAAUUUUAUUGAAAAAGUUAUGUUCCUAGUUGCUAUAGCUCGUCCAAGAUUUGAUGCAGAGGGGCAUGAACUAUUUGCUAGAAAAAUUGAUGUAUUUCCUUUGGUCACACAUGAGCCCGCUAAAAGGAGUUGUAUUAAUAGAGUUGCGGGAACACUAGAAACAAAACCAAUCACUUCGGUUAAUAAACAAGUCAUACAGUCAUACUUGAUUGAGAAGGCUUUACCUGCCAUAAAGAAAAAAUGGCCAAGAGAAGAAAUAGGUUCUCCAAUAUUUAUUCAACAAGAUAAUGCAAGAACACACAUUGAUAUAAAUGAUGAUGAGUUUGUCGAGUAG